UUCGAGAGUUUUUAGGGUUUUGGCGAUGGCGGGGGCGCUGGCGUGUGUCCAAUCCUCGUGGCGUUGCUGCGUAGCUCGCAAUAUGGUGCGCGGCCGAUCGAUCAGCUACAGGAGCUUCCAUGAUGCGAUCCCAGCGAUCAAGCAGCAGCCAUUUGUCUACAGGCAAGAGGUCCAUGCGCCAAUGUGCUCGAUCCGAGACUUGCCGUGUGAUUUUCCCGCUACUUCUUCUUCCCAGCCCCAAGCUCAGAGCUCGUCUACAUUGUCCAAAGGACGCAUUCUUCUCGUAGAUGGAAGCGCUGUUAUUUUUCGCGCCUACUACAAAGUCAUGGCCAAGGCUCACCAUAACUUGAUACCAGAGCUAGAAUCUGAGGCCGACUGGGUUUUAACAGUUUUCACAGCCUUCACCACAAUACUGGGACUGCUCGACUUAAGCCCGUCUCACUUCGCUGUUGUUUUCGAUCAUAAAGGUGGGUUUGCAGACGAGCAACGAUGUCUGACUUUUCGGCAUACGAUGUUUCCCGAGUAUAAGAAGAAUCGUCCACCGACGCCAGACACGAUUUAUCAGGGCCUCGAUCAUCUUAGACCUGCUCUUGUUGCCAUGGGGAUCAAAGUGAUAGAAGUUCCGGGCGUUGAAGCCGACGAUGUGAUCGCGACACUAGCAGUCUCAGCAGCGACUUCAGAGAUGAAGGUACGAAUCGUUUCACCCGACAAAGAUUUCUUUCAAAUAUUAUCUCCAGAUAUCCGACUUCUGAGGUUCGUUCCGAAAGGUGCCGGGAUGGUUUCGUUUGGCAUGGAAGAGUUCUCAGCAAGAUUUGGAAGCUUGGAACCAGCACAGUUUGUGGAUGUACUGUCUCUUAUAGGCGACACAUGUGACAAUAUACCAGGCAAGUACUACCAUACGAUUGACUCAAGGCUACGCUCCAUAACUUGUAACAUUGCAGGUAUUCCAGGCAUUGGCGAGAAAACUGCAAUAGAGCUUAUCACAAAGUUUGGGUCCGUUGAAAAUUUGUUACAGCAAAGAGACAAAGUGACUACGAAGAGGGCUCUCAAGGGGCUUCUGGCUGACAAAGGCGAGGCUUUACUUAGCAAACGCCUGGUCGCGCUGAGGGCGGAUUUACCAUCUUACAUGCUACCAUUUACAAUGGAUGAUUUUAUCUGGCGCAAAGUUCACGAUGAUGGCCAGCGGCUGUUUCAACUUCUUAAAGCAAUGAGCUCGUUUGUGGACGGCGAAAUUCACGUCGAGCUACAGGACCGAAUCUUGGGCUUGUGGAAAAAACUGGAAACAAAGCCGUGAGAGCGUCAGGAACGGGUUUACUGAGCAGGAGGGAGCCAAUUUUUUGAAGGGAGGCUCCUCGAGCUAGAAAAAGUAGCACACGACCAGGACAAGUGUUCAUUGGGCAUAUUCGUUGGGGCUUUGAGCUGGCGGUGAUGGCUAUGGUACUUCUCAGAUGGCCAAGACAAGGGCUUCGAGGUUGAUGUUGCGAGGUACAGGUUUUAGCUCCACAGCUCCACUGGGUUGUAGGCUCAUAGAAUGCGGGAAUCCUGGAGCAAUGGCUAGCUCCAGGAAAUGGAAGAACAGGUCCAAGACUUCGAGGAAAAGAAGCGUUUUGGUCUUGGGGGCUGUUACACCGGCUGCUGGAGACGCUGGGUGGGAUUACAGCGAGAGUUUGCGUCAAGGCUUGCAGAAUGGCAGUAGUGGUGGAAGCUCGAGGAUUUAUGCAAAGUGGAAAUGGUGGGAAAGGAAAAACGAGAGCGCUCUGGACAAGGACGAAGCAUUACCGCUUCCGAUGACUUAUCCCAAUUCAGAGCCACUUCCGAAGGAGGAGGUGGAGAAGGCGGCCAACUGCGAUCCCGAGAUAGAGAAUUGUAAGAACGUUGUGUACCAGUGGACGGGCGAGUGUAGACGUUGCCAAGGCACCGGAGUGGUGAGCUUCUAUCGGAAGAAUGGAAAGGAGGUGAUUGGCAACUGCAUCUCUUGUCUAGGAAUAGGAUAUGUACACAAGCAUACCAGCAGAGACGUGGAGCAAGACGAAAUAUCUUGAGGCCGAGUUCCACAAAUCUUUUCGCGAAAAUGGUCCGUUUCUCUCCCCCGCAUUUUUGUUUCCAUUCAUUCCUGCGAGCAAUAAAGCAGCAGCGGUCCGUUAAAAAGA
Selaginella moellendorffii is the source of this 2150-nucleotide messenger RNA. RefSeq names its product 5'-3' exonuclease. The record is from RefSeq and is a predicted model, not a curated record. NCBI's taxonomy places the organism in Eukaryota, Viridiplantae, Streptophyta, Lycopodiopsida, Selaginellales, Selaginellaceae. Gene Ontology annotation, molecular function: DNA binding; 5'-flap endonuclease activity. Gene Ontology annotation, biological process: DNA replication, Okazaki fragment processing. The transcript is spliced from 14 exons. The coding region runs from base 26 to 1294 and encodes 422 amino acids.